Molecule: messenger RNA, 315 nt
Organism: Arctia plantaginis
Lineage: Eukaryota; Metazoa; Arthropoda; Insecta; Lepidoptera; Erebidae
Source: the annotation of a GenBank genome assembly
AUGGUAGCCGGUCUGAUUACAAUACUAAAGAAGUACCGUCUAGAGCUGGCUGAGGGCAUGAAGAGUCCAAGAAUCUGCAUUGGAAUGAGAUUCGCGAGAAUGCAAAUGGUAGCCGGUCUGAUUACAAUACUAAAGAAGUACCGUCUAGAGCUGGCUGAGGGCAUGAAGAGUAACGUGGUGCUGAGGAUCAGUACAAUGGUCGCACAGCCGUAUGGAGGCAUACGACUCAAGUUCAUUAAAAGAGAAGGGUGGGAACAACGAAUACUGCAAGCUCCUUCUUCAGUAUCUGAUAAUCGGUCUAGUGUUAGAUCCUGA